GUCCUUAAAAAAAAAAGCCAUGGAUUUUCAGAAUCGAGCAAAGGCGAGCUUUGGCGGCGGUGGCAUGGCGUCGGCCGCCGAGUCCAACCUGGCCAGGAAGAGGCGUCUGCGAGAGCUGGCGUCCGAAGUGAUUGACGUGACAAAGGAUCCCUAUCUGCUGCGGUCGCAUCUCGGCACGUACGAGUGCAAGCUGUGCUUGACGCUCCACUCCAACGAAGGAUCGUACCUCGCGCACAGCCAGGGCAAGAAACACCAAGAACAGCUGGCUAAGCGUGCCGCACGCGAUGCUCGAGACAAUCCAACGCAGGCUGCUCCGGCCAAACCGCGCUCAGAGCUGAAAAAGUUCCUCAAAAUUGGCCGACCUGGUUACAAUGUCACCAAGCAACGCGACCCGCAGACUGGCCAACACAGUUUGUUCUUCCAGGUCGAUCUGCCUGAAAUCGCGGAAGGCGUCAUCCCGUACCAUCGUUUCAUGUCUGCAUUCGAGCAGCGCGUCGAGAAUCCUGAUCGCGCCUGGCAGUAUUUGCUGGUUGCCGCCGAGCCGUACGAAACAAUCGCCUUCCGCCUGCCAUCGCGCGAGGUGGACAAGGCCGACGGCAAGACGUUUACGCACUGGAAUCCGGACACCAAGCAGUUCUCAUUGCAGUUCCAUUUCAAGCUCACUGGCGAGCAGCAGCUGGCAUUGCGCCAACAUCAGCGAAACCAGUCUUAUGCAACGGGGGCUGUUCGACUUGAUGGAAAUGGCGAUGGUCAGCGAUAUACAGACGAUGCAACUCCCAUGGACGUCAACUCAGGGCAAGCACCUUUUGCUCAGCGGUGAUUUUGUGUUUUGCGUAGUUGCGUGUUUGUUUAUUUUCGUUUGCUAUGAGUUCUAGCUGAUGUCGUCAAUGAAAUGGACAUGGCAAUUGUGUUUUGAAACAAGCGGG
This is a messenger RNA of Capsaspora owczarzaki ATCC 30864, 926 nucleotides long. Its product is annotated as splicing factor 3a subunit 2. Lineage: Eukaryota; Filasterea; Ministeriida; Capsasporidae. Bases 20 to 820 code for a protein of 266 amino acids. Gene Ontology annotation, molecular function: nucleic acid binding; zinc ion binding. Gene Ontology annotation, biological process: spliceosomal complex assembly. The record is from RefSeq and is a predicted model, not a curated record. The transcript is spliced from 5 exons. Gene Ontology annotation, cellular component: nucleus; U2-type prespliceosome; U2 snRNP.